Molecule: messenger RNA, 441 nt
Organism: Habropoda laboriosa
Lineage: Eukaryota; Metazoa; Arthropoda; Insecta; Hymenoptera; Apidae
Product: UPF0758 protein BMA2230-like
Exons: 1
Coding region: 1-441 (146 amino acids)
Source: RefSeq, a predicted model, not a curated record
AUGGAUGAUCUGAAAAUGGUAGAAGGGGUGACUGAUGAUACAACAGCGAUAAUUUUGUGUGUUAAGGAAACUUUAGAGAGGGCACCAACCGAAGAGUUCAAGGAAGAACCGGUAAUAGACGAUUGGGAAAAGCUGACAAAAUAUUUAAGUACGAGCAUUGGUUACUCAGAAAGAGAAAAUCUCAAAGUAAUGUAUUUGAAUAAAGGGUAUCGUUUAGUAGAAAAAGAGACUUAUACUGGUACAGCUGAUCAUAUACCUUUUUAUAUAACAGAAAUAAGAAGAAAAGCAGUACUUGCAAGAGCAACAUCAAUUAUAAUAUCUCAUAACCAACCUGGCGGAACUGUAAAGCCAUCAGAACGUGAUAAAGCUAUGACUAAAAAAUUAGCUUCAGCUUGUGCAACCAUAAGUAUAAAGUUAGUAGAUCACAUUAUUGUUGAAUAG